Choloepus didactylus (southern two-toed sloth) is the source of this 1485-nucleotide messenger RNA. Its product is annotated as ferritin light chain-like. The coding region runs from base 759 to 1307 and encodes 182 amino acids. Gene Ontology annotation, cellular component: cytoplasm. Gene Ontology annotation, molecular function: ferric iron binding; ferrous iron binding. Gene Ontology annotation, biological process: iron ion transport; intracellular iron ion homeostasis. NCBI's taxonomy places the organism in Eukaryota, Metazoa, Chordata, Mammalia, Pilosa, Megalonychidae. The record is from RefSeq and is a predicted model, not a curated record. The transcript has a single exon.
GGAAGUUGCUCCAGAGAGAUGGAUGGCAUCUGCCUGGUUCACAGGAGGACAGUGGGGUGUAGAACAUGAAGCUAACAGCUGACCCAGAGUUACUGUUGAGGAGGGAACUGCUCUUUGUACAGGAAAACCUAUUAGUGAGCUGCUUGCGGGUGAAAAGUGCGACUCGGCAAUUGCCCCAAGCUGGAAGGAGCUGAUGAGAGCCUGCUAAGUACUUGCAGGGCUGGCAUAGAGGCUCUUAGACCCAGCAGUUCGACGUCUAAGAAUCUCACCCAGAGAGGCUCUCUGAUAUGGGCACAAAGAAACCUGUUUAAGGAUGUUCAUUACAGGCUUGUUUGUAACAGUGAAAAACUGGAAACAACUUGAAUGUCCAUCACAAGAGGACUGGCUAAAUAAACCACAGCGCAAAUAGAACAAGGCAGCAGGGAAAGAAUAGCAUGGCUUUGCGUCUACGUGGAGAGAGCCUUAAGAAAAGUGUUAAGUGCAAAGCAAUUUCCUGGUAAUGUGUACAAUAUGAUCAUGGUAGUGUUAAAAAACACCUACCAGGCAGCGCACCCGGCGGUCCCGCGGAUCUGUCUCUUGCUUCAACAGUGUUUGAAUGGAAUAGUCCUGGGGACGCUUCCCCCACAUCUUCUGCCUCGGCCACCUUCCAACUGCCUCUCCAGUUGCAACCUCCGGGACCAACCUCCGGGCCAGCUCCUGUUUCCGGGACCAGCUAACACCGUUUCUCUGUGUGGUUAGCUCCUCAUUGUCGACCAACCAUGAGCUCUCAGAUCCGUCAGAAUUAUUCCACCGAUGUGGAGGCAUCUGUCAACCGCCUGGUUAACGAGCAUCUGCAGGCCUCCUACACCUACCUCUCUCUGGGCUUCUAUUUUGACCGUGACGAUAUGGCUCUGAAGGGCGUGGACCACUUCUUCCGCAAGUUGGCAAAGGAGAAGCGCGAGGGCGCCGAGCAUCUCUUGAAGAUGCAAAACCAGCGCAGUGGCCGUGCCCUCUUUCAGGAUGUGCAGAAGCCGCCCAAAGAUGAGUGGGGUAAUACCCUGGAAGCCAUGGAAGCCGCCCUGGUCUUGGAGAGGGGCCUGAACACGGAUCUUUUGAAACUGCAUGCCUUGGGUUCUGCCAACACCGACCCUAACCUCUGUGACUUCCUGGAGAACCAUUUCCUAGAUGAGGAGGUGAAACUCAUCAAGAAGAUAGGCGACCACCUGACCAACCUCCGCAGGCUGGAUGUCCCUCAGGAGCGGCUGGGCGUCCCUCAGGAGCGGCUGGGCGAGUAUCUCUUCAAAAGGCUCAUCCUCAAGCACGACUAGGAGUCUCUGGAGCCCAGAGGCCUUUAGGGGGCCCCUCUGCAUUCCCCUGGCAUCCAGGCUUUUGCCUGAGCCCCUUCCUCCAGCCAGGAGACAUCUUUUUAACCAGCCACCCUGCCACUCUCUAACAAGUUCUGAAACGAGUGUAAAUAAUAAAGCUUUUUGCAGCAGAAACAAAAAA